AUGGCAUCGCCGGCUCUGUAUUCAAAGUAUGCUCGGGUUUGGAUCACCCACCUUACGGAGGUGUGGAUAUCAGCAGAGCUGACAAAAGACUACAACCCUGGAGACGGUGCUCUUCAGCUGCAACUGGAGGACGGCACGGAGUUGGAGUAUAAAUUGGACCCCAAAGGCAACGCUCUACCUCCCCUCCGUAACCCAGACUUCCUGGUGGGGGAGAAUGACCUCACUGCCCUGAGCUUCCUCAAUGAGCCGGCUGUGCUGCACAACCUCCGCGUGAGAUUCAUCGACUCAAAGCUUAUCUACACGUACUGUGGAAUCAUCCUGGUGGCCAUCAAUCCUUAUGAGCCCCUGCCAAUCUAUGGAACUGACAUCAUCAAUGCAUACAGUGGGCAGAACAUGGGGGACAUGGACCCUCAUAUCUUUUCCGUGGCUGAGGAAGCCUAUAAACAGAUGGCCAGAGAUGAGAGGAACCAGUCCAUCAUAGUUAGUGGGGAGUCUGGAGCAGGGAAGACUGUCUCUGCUAAAUAUGCCAUGCGCUAUUUUGCAACCGUCAGUGGCUCCUUUACCAAGGCCAGUGUGGAGGAGAGAGUGUUGGCUUCCAGCCCCAUAAUGGAGGCCAUUGGAAAUGCCAAGACAACACGGAAUGACAACAGCAGUCGCUUUGGAAAGUAUAUAGAGAUCGGAUUUGACAGGAAGCAUCACAUCAUUGGCGCCAACAUGAGGACAUACCUACUGGAGAAGUCAAGAGUGGUGUUUCAGGCGGCUGAAGAACGCAACUAUCACAUCUUUUACCAGCUCUGUGCUUCUGCUCAUCUGCCUGAGUUCAGAGCUCUGCAGUUAGGCAGCGCGAGUGACUUCCACUGCACUAACCAAGGCAGAAGCCCCAUCAUAGAAGAAGUGGAUGAUGCCCAGGAGAUGCAGGCCACCUGCAAGGCAUUCUUACUCCUGGGAAUUGGUGAAAGGCAACAGUUGGAUUUGUUCCGAGUCCUGGCAGCCAUCCUUCACCUGGGCAACGUGGCGGUGUCGGGGAGAGGCUCAGCCAAUUGCAGCAUCUCAGCUGAAAACAGCCACCUGUCUAAGUUCUGUGAGCUGAUGAUGGUGUCAUGUGAGCCCAUGGCCCACUGGUUGUGUCAUAAAAAACUGAAGACAGUCACAGAAACCUUCAGCAAACCCCUGUCCAAGGCAGAGGCAAUGGACGGGCGCGAUGCCUUGGCUAAGCUCAUCUAUGCCAGGCUCUUCACCUGGAUAGUCGGCCAGAUCAAUCGGGCUCUACAUUCGUCCAGCCAGCAGCACUCCUUCAUUGGUGUGCUGGAUAUCUAUGGGUUUGAAACAUUUGAAAUCAACAGCUUUGAGCAGUUUUGUAUCAACUAUGCCAAUGAGAAACUCCAGCAACAGUUUAAUGUGCAUGUCUUCAAACUGGAGCAAGAGGAAUAUUUGAGAGAGCAGAUCCCAUGGACUCUAAUUGAUUUCUAUGACAAUCAGACGUGCAUUAACCUGAUUGAAGCCAAGAUGGGACUGCUGGAUCUGCUUGAUGAGGAAUGCAUGAUGCCAAAGGGAUCAGAUGACUCAUGGGCUCAGAAGCUCUAUAACAGCCACCUGAAGAAGAGCAGUCACUUUGACAAACCACGCAUGUCCAACAAAGCCUUCAUCGUCCACCAUUUUGCUGACAAGGUGGAGUAUCAGUGUGAGGGGUUUCUGGAGAAGAACAAAGACACUGUCAACGAGGAGCAGAUACAAGUGCUGAAGUUGAGUCAGUUUGCUUUACUGCUGGAGCUCUUCCAGGAAGAGGCAAAUGCUUCUGGUCCUAGUAGCAUCGCAGCAUCUGGCCGCACAAAGAUGACGCGUGUGGGGCAGUCCUUCAGAGAGCACAAGAAAUCGGUUGGGCUGCAGUUUCGGAACUCUCUCCACUUGCUCAUGGAGACUCUGAAUGCUACAACCCCACACUAUGUACGCUGCAUUAAACCCAAUGACCACAAAUCCCCUUUCAUGAUGGAGAACAGUAGAGCAGCGCAGCAGCUGAGAGCGUGUGGUGUUCUGGAGACUAUCCGUAUCUCGGCAGCAGGCUUUCCAUCCAGAUGGACAUAUCAGGAGUUCUUCAUCCGCUACAGAGUGCUGAUGAAACAGAAAGAUGUGCUCUCAGACAGAAAGUUGUCAUGCCAGAAUGUUCUAGAGAAGCUCAUACAGGACAGUGAUAAGUACAAAUUUGGUAAGACCAAGAUCUUCUUCAGGGCGGGACAGGUGGCGUAUCUGGAGAAACUGCGAGCCGAGAAGCUGCGUGCUGCCUGCGUCAUGAUUCAGAAGACCAUCCGCUGCUGGCUUGCCCGCAAGAAAUACCUGUGUGUCCGCAGAGCUGCGGUCACCAUCCAGAGAUGCGCACGGGGCCAGCAGGCACGAGCCUUUUGUAAGUCGCUGAGGCGGACCAGGGCGGUGGUGGUCCUGCAAAAGUACCAGCGCAUGUGUGUAGCCAGGCGGCUGUUCCAGCGCCAGCGAGCUGCCGCAGUGCUGCUCCAGCGUCUGCUCCGUGGCCACGCAGCACGGCUACGGUACACACAGCUGCGCUGUGAGCAGAAGGCGGUGGUGGUACAGAGGUGGGUGCGGGGCUGGCUGGCUCGGCUGCACUACAAACGUUCUGUGCAGGCGGUCAUCUACCUGCAGUGCUGCGUGCGCCGCACACUGGCCCGCCGACAGCUCAAGAGACUCAGGAUUGAAGCACGCUCCAUCGAGCACUACAAGAAACUCAGCAUUGGAAUGGAGAACAAGAUCAUACAACUGCAGAGGAAAGUGGAUGAGCAGCAUAAGGAGAACAGGCAGCUGUCUGAGCACUUGAGCGUGGUUGAGAGCACUAGUGUGGCCGAGCUGGAGAAGUUGCGUCACCACCUAGAGACUCUGCAAGGAGUGGAAGAGGAUGCACGUCACCUUGGCAUCCGGGUGUCUGCCCUGGAAGAGGAGCUGGGAUUGGUACAUCAGGAACUGGAUAGGAGCAGAAAGGUGGUUGCAGAGCUGAAUGAGAAGAAUGGUAUGCUGAAGAGUGAGAAAGAUGAACUGAACAGGCUAAUCCAGGACCAGGGCCAGCAGAUUACUGAUAAGCUGGAGAAGACUCAUCAGGAAUAUGCUGAGCGUCUGGAGAUGGAGCUAAAUGAAGAGCGUACUCACUACCAGAACCUUCUGUCUGAACACCUCCGACUGGAAGAACAGCAUGCUGAUCUGAAAUCAGAGAGAGAGGCUGCAAAAGAGGAGGAGCUGAAUGGAGGCGUGGACAUGGCCCUUCUGCUGAAGCUGCAGAGGCGAGUGGCUGAGCUGGAGAAGCAGAGGCUCCACCUGCAGAACGAGUGCGACUCCAGAGAGGAGCAGCUCCAGCAGGACCGUGCCAAUGACCUGGAAGAGUGUCAGAGAGCGAUAGGAGCUGAGAGAGACUACGAAGCACAGAAGCGGCAGGAGCUGGAGGCAGAGAAUAAGAGGCUGAAGAAGGACCUGAAGGAGCUGCGGGUGGCUCUCAGUCUUGGGGAGGGCUCAGGGCUGGUGUCCCCUGGAGCUCCAGCCUAUAAUGUGCUUCUAGAACAGCUGAACUCCACCAAUGAGGAGCUGGAAAUGCGCAAGGAGGAGGUGCUCAUUCUGCGCACUCAGCUAGUAAACCUGGAGGCCUUCAAGAAUAAGGAAGCGGCGACUGAAGGUGACUCUGGUCACGCUAGCAGAUCCCCAACUCUGGAUCUGCAUGAGCUAAAUGAGGAUGGAGAGUUGUGGCUGGCAUACGAGGGCCUGAAGGAAACUAACAAGUUGUUGGAGUCUCAGCUGCAGAGUGACAGGCAGGCCCACACUGAGGAAUUGGAGGCUUUGAGAGUGGAGCUGCAUGCCCUCCAGGAGGAGAGGAAGGAGCAGCAGCUCCUCCUGCACACCCUCCAGCCUCAGGACGGAUGCAGGAACGUUGGCCUGGAGUGCGAGAUCAACCGCCUCACCCGUCACAACCUGGACCUCAUGGAGCAGAUGGACAAGCAGGACAAGACCAUUCGCAAGCUGAAGAAACAGCUGAAGAUUCACCUGAAGAAGGUUGAGGCAUCCGACAGCUCUGCCGAGUGCGGUUUGAGUGUAGAGGCUCGGGCGGGUGCAGCUUUGCCGGCGCUCAUGCGUAAGGCGCGCCACUGCGAGGGCAUGCUGGAGUACAAGAAGCAGGACGAGAGCAAGCUGCUCAGGACCCUCAUCACAGAUAUGAAGCCCAGAGCGUCUGCUGUGAGCCUGAUCCCAGACCUGCCAGCGUACCUCCUCUUCAUGUGCUUGCGUCAUGCUGACUACACCACUGAUGACCAGAGGGUUUACACGCUGCUCAACUCCUCCAUCAACUGCAUCAAGAACGUGCUGAAGAAAAGAGGUGAUGACUUUGAAACAGUUUCAUUUUGGCUGGCCAACACCUGUCGCUUCCUACAUUGCCUGAAACAGUACAGUGGAGAAGAGGCCUACACGAAGCACAACACUCCACAGCAGAAUGAGCAGUGCCUACUGAACUUUGACUUGACUGAGUACAGACAGGUUUUAAGUGACUUGGUGAUCCAGAUCUACCAGCAGCUCAUCAAGUGCAUGGAGAACAUCCUGCAGCCUAUGACUGCGGCGGGCAUGUUGGAACAGGACACCAUCCCAGGUGUCUUGGGGCUGAAGCCCACUGGGCUUAGAAAGCGUACCUCCAGUUUCCCUGAGGAGGUCUCCUAUACACUGGAGUCCAUCGUCAAACAACUCGAUUCCUUCCACUCCACCCUGGUCAAGCAUGGUAAUGACCCUGAUCUCAUCAGACAGGCUGUCAAACAGCAGUUUCACAUCAUCUGUGCCGUCACACUCAACAAUCUGCUCCUGCGCAAGGACAUGUGCUCCUGGAGCAAAGGGCUGCAGAUCAGGUAUAACGUGUGUCAGCUGGAGGAGUGGCUGAUGGAUAAGGGUGUCCAGGGGGGCGGGGUGAAGGAGACACUGGAGCCCCUCAUCCAGGCUGCUCAGCUGCUGCAGGUCAAGAAGAAGAGUGGGGAAGAUGCAGAGGCCAUCGCCACAAUGUGCACUGCCCUCACAGCUCCACAGAUUGUGAAGAUACUCAACCUUUACACACCACUCAAUGAGUUUGAGGAAAGAGUGUCUGUCUCCUUCAUGAAAUCUGUACAGGCUUUCCUGAAGGGCCGUCAGGAGUCUCCUCAGUUGCUGAUGGAUAGUAAGACCGUCUUCCCCAUCUUCCUUCCCUUCAGCCCAUCUGCUGUGGCCCUAGAGAACCUCCAGAUCCCCUCUAGCCUCAACCUCAGUUUCCUCACAUGCUUCUGA
Molecule: messenger RNA, 5286 nt
Organism: Electrophorus electricus (electric eel)
Lineage: Eukaryota; Metazoa; Chordata; Actinopteri; Gymnotiformes; Gymnotidae
Source: RefSeq, a predicted model, not a curated record